This is a messenger RNA of Ricinus communis (castor bean), 2036 nucleotides long. RefSeq lists its product as uncharacterized. The record is from RefSeq and is a predicted model, not a curated record. Gene Ontology annotation, molecular function: structural constituent of ribosome; RNA binding. NCBI's taxonomy places the organism in Eukaryota, Viridiplantae, Streptophyta, Magnoliopsida, Malpighiales, Euphorbiaceae. Bases 174 to 1682 code for a protein of 502 amino acids. Gene Ontology annotation, cellular component: mitochondrial small ribosomal subunit; ribosome. Gene Ontology annotation, biological process: translation. The transcript has 8 exons.
GUAAUUAGCUUCUUUUUUUUCUUUUUUCUUUUUUUCAAUUAGUUAGGGGUUAAGACUUUUGAACUAGAAAAACCCUAAUUGCUCCUCCUUCCAAAAUUUUCUCUCCAUUUCCUUCUUUUUUUUCUUAUUGAAGGAGACUUUCGUGAAAUGAUCCAAUAACAUACACCUACAAAAUGAUACCCAAAUCUUGGUCCCGCAUUUUGCUCUACCAAUCUCUCAAAAAACCUAAAAAACCAUUUAUCCCUCAACUUUCCCGUAAAAUCUCAACUUUCUCGCAGUUUCCCCCCACCCAAACAGCCCCAUUUUUCAAUUCUUCAAAAACCCACUUCUCUACUUCCCCUGCUGCCUCCGACCGUGUCAUUAAAGACCUCCUAGCAGAACUCGAACGCGAAAAACAGCGCGAAAGAGAGGCAAGAAAGAGAACUGGAUUAGACACUAAGGAUAUUGAUCAAGAAGAUGAAGAGGAUUAUAUGGGAGUGGGCCUAUUGAUUGACAAGUUAGAGAAGGAGAAGCUAAAGCCUUUUAAAGGUGAUUUGAAUCUUCGUGAAGAGCCAUCUGACUCGGAGAGCGACGAUGAUGAUGAAAGAUUUGGAAGAGAAGCAUUGACAAAACGGUUUGAACUUUUCAAGAAAAAGCAUGAAAAGCAUACAAAGUUGCUUGACAAUUUUGUUGCUUCUGAGACACUUGAUGAUGCUUUCAAAUGGAUGAAUAGAAUUGAUAAAUUCGAAGAAAAACAUUUUAAGCUUAGACCUGAAUAUAGGGUUAUUGGUGAGUUGAUGAAUCGCUUAAAAGUAGCAGAAGGCAAGGAUAAAUUUAUUCUUCAACAGAAAUUAAAUAGGGCAAUGAGAUUGGUGGAGUGGAAGGAAGCUUAUGAUCCUAAUAUUCCAGCUAAUUAUGGAGUUAUCCAGCAUGCACAAGUUGGCUCUAAUGUUGAUAUCAUGAAUAAUGCUGGAUUUGAAAGAGAAAAGCAAAUGAUACAAGGUGGGUCUGAUGAUGAUGUAGAGGAGUUUGAUGACAUGAAGGAAAGGGAUGAUAUAUUGCUAGAGAAGCUCAAUGCUAUAGAUAAGCAACUUGAAGAGAAGUUAGCUGAGUUAGAUCAUACCUUCGGAAAGAAGGGGAAGCUUCUUGAGGAGGAGAUCAGAGAUCUUGCAGAGGAGAGAAAUUCUUUGACGGAAAAGAAAAGAAGGCCAAUGUAUAGAAAGGGCUUUGACGUGAAAUUGAUAGAUGUGAAUCGAACUUGUAAAGUUACAAAGGGAGGACAAGUGGUCAAGUACACUGCUAUCUUAGCUUGUGGAAAUUAUCAUGGUGUUGUUGGUUUUGCUAAAGCUAAAGGUCCAGCUGUUCCUGUGGCACUUCAGAAGGCAUAUGAGAAAUGCUUUCAAAACCUCCACUACGUAGAACGGCACGAGGAGCACACAAUUGCACAUGCAAUACAGACAACAUAUAAGAAAACUAAGGUGUAUCUCUGGCCAGCCUCAACUAGAACGGGUAUGAAAGCAGGAAGAAUUGUUCAAACCAUAUUGAAUUUAGCUGGUUUCAAAAAUGUCAAAUCGAAGGUAAUUGGCUCGAGGAAUCCUCAUAACACUGUUAAGGCUGUUUUCAAUGCUUUGAAUAGUAUUGAAACUCCAAAGGAUGUUCAAGAGAAGUUUGGCAGAACCGUGGUCGAGAAGUAUUUGCUGUAAUGGCACUAUGCUAUAUUCUCUUGAAUUUGAAUAUCAUUUGCAGAGUAGAUGAGGUCCAUGAGGAUAAAGUUCUUCUUUUUCUUUUUUCUUUUUGUCCUAUAUUUGAUUCUUUUUUUUUUUCUUUCUUGAACAUGGUAGUUUGGCAUAUUUGCUACCAUAAUCAUUGCUUCUCUCAGUUUUUGCUUUUCUCAAUCUGCUCCUGGGUUAGUUUUCAGAUCUUGUAGCAGUAUUUUCAGAUGGAUUGGUAAUGUAUUUUGGCCAUCACAGGAAAUAAAUAGAUAGACAAAACUCGCCAAGUUCAAAAUUGUCAAGAAUGGUUUUUGUCCAAUGUUAUUUUAAGAGAAGUACAUUGAA